Trachymyrmex septentrionalis is the source of this 4879-nucleotide messenger RNA. RefSeq lists its product as uncharacterized. The transcript has 7 exons. The coding region runs from base 600 to 2963 and encodes 787 amino acids. NCBI's taxonomy places the organism in Eukaryota, Metazoa, Arthropoda, Insecta, Hymenoptera, Formicidae. The record is from RefSeq and is a predicted model, not a curated record.
CGUGUGCCACAUUCAAAUCUGAUCUGAACGUCCAGUUGGCUUCUUAGCAAAACAGUAGAAAACGCGGAACGGGAGAGAGUCGCGAUCGCAGAACGUGUUGCUUCGUGUAUGUAUGCCUGUCACUAUGUCAUAUCGCGCACCGGCGAAACGAGUCGAGACGCGGUAGUGCGCAUCACAGCGACAUCGGCGGUGUGUUCCGGCGGGGUGUGAUAUAUAUAUAUAUAUAUACAUAUACAUAUAUAUAUAUAUAUAUGUGUGUGUAUGAAACGUGAGUAAAUGUAUUGAGACGCGUUCAGUUUCAGACACAUUGAGACGUGUUCUUAGGUUGUCUCUCUUUCUCUUUUUCUCCUAGUUUUACACGCUUACUUACUUCGAAGUAGCGAAACUCACGAACGCGUCUUUAGGGGAUACCCUUCGCACGUGCUGAAUACGACGGCGGCGACUUAUUCUUCCGGUUCUUCCUUUGUCAUUCACGUACGAAUUUUCGCGCGCGCCCGUGCCCGCGCUCUUCGACUCGCAAGCACCCAAUUUCAUGUAAAUGUCCCGGGUGCGCAUAGUGGUUACAUCACGAAUCAGAUUCCACACGACGACGUGGAAUUAUGUGCAUGGAUGUCCAGUUUAAUGAGAAGAUGGGCGACAAGAGCACCGACGAGGACGUACAGAUCAUCGAGGUAUUCAUCAACAAAGAUUUUGAGAAAGUCGUCGUUAAGCAAGAACGUCCAGACGAUGCGGAAAUCCGUGAAUUGGCUGCCAAAAUGGUGGAAGCACACAAGGCGAAAAUGCUGGCGAGCAUGCCAGCAGUACAACAACAACAGCAGAGGCAGCAGUGUCUUAUACCGCAGCCUAAUCUUCCCGGUAUUCUUGGAUAUCUGCAUAAACGACCAACUGAUGGAUCGUCCGCUCCGAAACCGCCGAGUGGUGGUUUGGAAAGUAAAGUGCCGACGCCGGACGACGACAGCCAGCGGGGACGAUUCGGUUGGACGAGCUUCGACGAAUGUCACAUACCUUAUAUAUUUCGCUCCGGUGAAAAGUAUUGCGCCGUACGCAUCCUAGAAUCUAAGCUUCUCAACAAGUACCUGAGUUUUCUUCAUUCGGACAUCUACAGUUGCACAUGUAUAAGGAGUUAUUACAUUACGGAGGCUGAGAGCAAGUUGUUUAACGAGAUUAACACCAAGCACUGCGAGAAUCAAUUCGGGAGGGACGUGUUUACGUGUAAGGACUUAGUGGUGCGUUUAUCGGACGCCAAGGAAUUUUAUACAUUUCUCGAUGUGUGUUAUACCAAACUGACCGCCGGUACCAAUCCGAACGUGACAAGCGGACGCAAAGCGGAGAAAUGUGGUUUCAUACGAAUAAACAAAGAGUCUGUAGUACCUUAUACGGUAAAGGAUAGUUUGCAAUAUGUGCCGCUGUUUUAUUUUGAGGGCGAGACGGAAAAUCUCAAGCUAAAAGCGGAAAAGCUUGAGGGCUGGGAUUUGUCGUAUUUGAAAUUUUGCUGCAAAGUACAGGGUAUACGUAACGAACUGUUUGCGAGUGAAACGUGUUCGGUAAUCAGUUUGAGUGACAUUAAGAGUUACUUUCCACCGGGUACCGGCUUCGAGGACUACUGGCCGACCAAAGUUAUGGACUCACAGUUAUUGGUGAACAGCAACGGAAGCGGUACCGGUGGUGGAUGGACAAAACAGCCACCUACACCGCCGGCAACUAAACCUCCUUCCGUGCAGAGCGCGAACAAAGUGGCACCACCUCUAAACACGCGUACCGUACCGAUGCCUAAUAUGAUGCCACGAGGGGGGACUGUCGCGAGUACGGCAGCGCAGAUGCCACGAAUAGGACAGCCGAGGCCUGUAGUGACGCACCCCGCGCAUUCCUCCCCAUCGGGACUUCCUACCGGUAGAUCAAAUAUGCCGGUAGUGUCGCAGCCUAUGUUGAAUACCGUUCAAGGUGUGGUUAACGGCCAUUGGUCAGGCCUCGUCGGUGGUCAACCUACCUUUCAAACGGCACUCAAUCCUCAGGCCAGCAUUAUACGAGCGACUCUGAACAAUGUGAUGCACAACCAACAGAUGACAACUGCUCCCAAAAGCUAUUCUCAACAGUCUAGAAGUAGAGGGAGCAGUAGUGGAGCAGCAGCUCAGUAUCCUGGGGUAUACUCGACGACAACUAUGCAAGGGGUUGCUCAAGUCCAACCACCGCCUCUUAUACGAGCAACUGUUCACUCCAAUCAACCGAAUCUCGGUUAUCCCACCUAUGGGAAGGAUGACUGGGUGACCACGACAUAUACAACACCUACGUUAGGUGUACCUAAUGCAGUCACAGCAACUACAUAUCCACAAAUGCUUGGUUUAAGCGAACAAGUCCAAGCUUUAAUGCCAGUACCUACAUCAGCACCAAAUUUAUUACAUCCUCAAAGGCAUACACCAUCUGUGCAUAACACAUCUCAUUCAAAAUAUCCACCUCCUCUGAUACCAGUUAAUGGUAGCAGUGGUAGCGGCAAUAGUAGCGGUUCCAGGGAUACCCGAGGGAAGAAACCACUGAUACCAAUAUCGGACCCACAACAUAUUACUACUUGUCAUGUACAACCAUACCAAAUACAGAAAGCAUUACUUGAAGAAAAGAUGGUACCCUGUAUUAAUUUCAAACCUUACAUAUAUAGCGAAUUGCUGAUGACACUUCCUGACUUCGUUUCCAAUUUUUUCCCUGCCUGUGACAUCGAGAGUUGUAGACAAGUUCUUACAGAUGUACUACAUAUAGAAUUAUAUCAAGGAAAUAGACUGCAAAUGAAGAUGUUAAUGGAAGCAGGCAAAUGUUCUUCAUUAACAGAAGAUCUACCUUUAAUCCAUAUUAGGAGUAUAAUGAAAUAUAUGCCACAAUUCAAGUAUAUGUUCAAUAGAGGAGAUAUGGUCAUGCCUUCCCUAGCUCAUUCGUCCGAAGAGCACCCUGCCAAAAAGCGUCAACGUACCAGCUAGGAUUGGCUACAGCCUUACUGGCCUACUUAUGACUAUUACCAUUCGGCUUUCUAAAGCCGAUAUUCUCAUGAUUGUAUUUUGGAACGCCUUUGAAAGUUAGGUGCAUCUAAAUACAAGUAUAUAACGUCGCGUAUGAUGCGUGACAAAAUUUACAUUGAUUCUGACGAAUUCAAAGUGUAAAGUGACACAGUGGUGAGAGCUAUUUCUUUCUCCAAAGUGUAUUGAAGAGGACGUGACUGUAAAUAACAUUGAAACGUGUAAAUUUAAAAUAUAAUUGACAAUUCAGAUUUGCUUUCUACGUAGAAAGAUUUAUUUCAAUAGUCGGCAUUAGAUGUCGCUUUCGAUCCAGUUUUCGUGUAAACAUCCACUCUUCUCGUACCUUGACAAUAAAUCGCCGGAUAUGCGUUAUUACAGCGUUUCAUGACUUCGGAAAUAUGGUACACAUAUAAUUGAAUUGUAUCUUUUGCCAAAUUGUUAUCAAAAUUUUUUUGACGUGACCGCUGUUGAGACAAAGCACGCUUGCUCGCAUCUGUCAUUUGUCAAGAUAAGAACGAUAAAGGAGGGAAUUGUUGACACGAAAAUCGAGUCAACAGAAAGUCGCAUCUGACGUCAAUCAUUGAUUUAUUUUAUUUCUAUUUUUGAGAGAUCUGUUAUAAUGUAAAAAUUAUUAUAUUGUUACACAACAAAAUAGACCUAAAAUAGAGAACGGUCUUAUUUUCAAAUUAAAUGUAUCCUCUAUCAUUCCACAUACAUACUUUUGUCCCUCUCUUACACACACACACACACACACAUGCGCGCGCGCGCGCAAAAACAUGUGAGUGCGCAACAUACAAACAUGUCGUUUCUACCUCUUUGCACACAGUGAAUACUAUUCUUUUAGACUUAAAUUUUACGUGUGUUCUUAUUAUGCAUUAGUAUCUUGUGUGUAUAAAAAAGUAAAAGUUCUAUUUUAAAAAAAAUUCGGAGAAAGAAAAGGCUAUUGUCCCAUUUAUUGUAAAUGGGCAUAACGUGCUAUAGAGUUAUUCAGAAUGAAUAACCUAUUUUGCAUAUUAAAUAUAUAUCAAUAAAAAAAGCGAAAAAUGGAAGUAAAGCUUCUUCAAGUUCCUAGCUAUUACUAGUGCGUAUCCUGAUAACUAGCUACAAGCUAAUUUAAAAGCGUUAUACUAUUCAUUGCUAUAAUUUUGCGUGAGUUUUUGUACCAUUUUCUUAAAACUCGUUAAAAAGCGUUAAGGUAAUUUAUUGAUGAACAGUUUUCGUUUCGAGUGUUAAAAAAUAUAUUGUGUACAACAAGAAUGUGAUGACGUACUGAGCGAAAUAAUGGAAUAUGCCUACUUAAUGUGAAAAGAUAGCAGUGAGCAAUAUCUCAUGGAUACAUUUGUAGGAUAUAUGAAUAAUGUACAAGAUCUGACACUGUCAUACAAUUGAUAAGAAAAGAAAACUGAUCUUUUUGUAUCUUUUUUUCAAAUAUAGAGAGAGUUAAGAAUAAUAUUUCGCCAUAUUGCUGCUGCAUCUUUCAGACAUUCGCACUGUAAACUUUUGUUUUAAAUAUUUCGAAAUUUCUAAAAUUUGUUACGCGAUAAAAUUUGAAUAACUUAAUAACUUUUGAGUUUGUUGAAGACAAGUAUCUCGUGAUGGGUUUAGGUGAAAAUUUAUUGAGUCGAGUGGAAAAGACUGCGUCUAUAUAUAAAAAUAUAAAAAGUUUGUAAAAGUGUACGACAAACAAUAUAUUUAUUAUGCCAAAUGCGUUAUACGCACCAAGUGUGAUAACCAAUGUACGAUAAAGAUCUUAUAAAGAAAGAAACGUUAUGAGUCCAAAAUUGAGGUGGUUUCGCUAAAAGCGGAGCUUUAUUGUGCAAUUGUAAUUGUUUCGCACCUUUAACCCAGUUCACAGAUACGUUAAAUUUAUGUAUGCAUUU